Hirsutella rhossiliensis is the source of this 1161-nucleotide messenger RNA. RefSeq names its product galactose-1-phosphate uridylyltransferase. Gene Ontology annotation, cellular component: cytoplasm. Gene Ontology annotation, molecular function: UDP-glucose:hexose-1-phosphate uridylyltransferase activity; zinc ion binding. The coding region runs from base 1 to 1161 and encodes 386 amino acids. Lineage: Eukaryota; Fungi; Ascomycota; Sordariomycetes; Hypocreales; Ophiocordycipitaceae. The transcript is spliced from 4 exons. The record is from RefSeq and is a predicted model, not a curated record. Gene Ontology annotation, biological process: beta-D-galactose catabolic process via UDP-galactose, Leloir pathway.
AUGCCAGACAAAGUCCUCGACGACAUCUCCCACCGGCGGUACAAUCCGCUCACCGACAGCUGGCUCCUCGUCUCGCCUCAUCGCACCAAGCGCCCUUGGCAGGGCGCGCAAGAGGCUGCUGUCAUCAACUCGCUGCCCGAGUACGACCCAAAGUGCUAUCUCUGUCCCGGCAACUCUCGAGCGGCCGGCGGCAAGAAUCCUGUCUACGAAAAGACGUUUGCCUUUGUCAACGACUACAGCGCCGUAAAGGAGCAGCAGCCCGACUACGAGGCCCGGCAGGCCUCACCGGAUGAUGUCGAAUCUCUACUGCUCCGCGCCCAGGCCGUCAAGGGCGUCUGCUACGUCAUCACCUUCUCCCCAAAGCACCAUCUAACCCUCGCCGACAUGCCUGCCGACGACAUCCUGCCUAUCGUCGAGCACUGGACGCGCAUCUACGCCAAUCACCUGUCUGCCUCGAGCUCUCUAGCGCGCCUGGUAGGCGGCUUGCAAAUAUCAAUGCCCAGAGACGCCGCGCCCGUGCCUCGUGACGACUACCGGUACAUGCAAAUCUUUGAGAACAAGGGCGCGGCCAUGGGCUGUUCCAACCCGCACCCCCACUGCCAGGUCUGGACUACGUCGACCAUGCCCGAGGGGCCGGGCAAGGAGCUCGCACAGAUGGCCAAGUACCGCGCCCAGCACGGCGGCCGCCACCUGCUCGCCGACUACGUGCAGCUCGAGCUGGCCAAGGGGGAGCGUGUGGUCUGGCAAAACGAGGCCUUUGUCGUCGUGUGUCCCUGGUGGGCCGUGUGGCCCUUUGAGGUGCUCGUCCUGCCCAAGCGGCACCUUCGCUCUCUCGUCGACUUCCGCCCCCAGGAGCGCCUGCAGUUCGCCGAGGCCAUCCAGGAGGUGACGCGGAGGUACGACAACCUGUUUGAGUGCAGCUUCCCCUACAGCUCGGGCAUUCACCAGGCGCCGCUCAAGGGCACCGACGAGGAGAUUGACAAUGCCUACUUUCACAUGCACUUUUAUCCGCCGCUGCUGCGGUCGGCAACCGUCAAGAAGUUUCUCGUCGGCUACGAGCUCAUGGCCGAGCCGCAGCGCGACAUCACGCCCGAGCAGGCCACGGCCCGUCUGCGGGACUGCGGCGGGGAGCUGUAUCGGAACAAACUGAAGCAGUCAUAG